Messenger RNA from Sesamum indicum (sesame), 2398 nucleotides. Its product is annotated as phenylalanine ammonia-lyase. NCBI's taxonomy places the organism in Eukaryota, Viridiplantae, Streptophyta, Magnoliopsida, Lamiales, Pedaliaceae. Gene Ontology annotation, molecular function: ammonia-lyase activity. Gene Ontology annotation, biological process: L-phenylalanine catabolic process. Gene Ontology annotation, cellular component: cytoplasm. The record is from RefSeq and is a predicted model, not a curated record.
AACCACAUUUCAACAAGUUCCUCUAUAAAAACACACACCCCCCCACAGAGACACGAAGAGAAGAACUCAUCAAACUCCUCGAUCUCUGCUGAUCUUGUGUGUUUGUUUGUUAGGGUGCUCCAGCUUCACCAAUGGCACCUUCCCUGGAAAAUGAUCACCACUCAAACGGCUUCUGCGUGCAGCAGAAAGAUCCACUGAACUGGGGGGUGGCGGCGGAGGCGCUCAAGGGGAGCCACCUGGAUGAGGUGAAGAAGAUGGUGGCGGAGUUCAGGAAGCCGGUGGUGAAGCUCGGAGGAGAGACGCUGACUAUAUCCCAGGUGGCGGCAAUCGCGGCCAGGGAUAAUGGGGUGGCGGUGGAGCUGGCUGAGGCGGCGAGGGGCGGCGUGAAGGCCAGCAGUGAUUGGGUGAUGGAGAGCAUGAACAAAGGGACAGACAGCUACGGAGUGACAACUGGUUUUGGCGCCACAUCGCACCGAAGGACCAAGCAAGGUGGUGCGCUCCAGAAGGAGCUCAUCAGGUUCUUGAAUGCUGGAAUCUUCGGGAACGCGACCGAAUCUUGCCACACUCUGCCCCACUCAGCGACAAGAGCAGCAAUGCUCGUUAGGAUCAACACCCUCCUCCAAGGAUACUCCGGCAUCCGGUUUGAGAUCUUGGAAGCAAUCACCAAAUUCCUUAACCACAACAUCACCCCAUGCUUGCCGCUUCGUGGCACCAUCACCGCCUCCGGCGACCUCGUCCCCUUAUCCUACAUUGCCGGGCUAUUGACUGGCCGCCCCAACUCCAAGGCCGUCGGACCCAAUGGCGAAGCCCUUAACGCCGAUGAAGCCUUCAAGCUUGCCGGUGUCCAUGGAGGAUUCUUCGAGCUGCAGCCUAAGGAAGGCCUUGCGCUUGUCAAUGGCACAGCUGUUGGCUCUGGGUUGGCCUCCAUUGCACUUUAUGAGGCCAACGUUCUUGCUGUGUUGUCUGAAGUUAUGUCUGCUGUUUUUGCUGAAGUUAUGAAUGGAAAGCCUGAGUUCACCGAUCACUUGACGCACAAGUUGAAGCACCAUCCGGGUCAAAUCGAGGCUGCUGCUAUAAUGGAACACAUUCUUGAUGGCAGCUCGUAUGUGAAGGCUGCUCAGAAGUUGCAUGAGAUGGAUCCGUUGCAGAAACCGAAGCAAGAUAGAUAUGCUCUUCGAACAUCGCCCCAGUGGCUCGGACCUCAAAUUGAAGUCAUCCGCACCGCAACUAAGAUGAUCGAGAGGGAGAUUAACUCGGUGAACGACAACCCCUUGAUUGAUGUAUCGAGGAACAAGGCGCUGCAUGGUGGCAACUUCCAGGGGACACCGAUUGGUGUGUCGAUGGACAACGCAAGACUGGCGAUCGCAUCUAUUGGAAAGUUGAUGUUUGCCCAAUUUUCUGAACUGGUAAAUGAUUUCUACAACAAUGGGUUGCCAUCAAACCUUUCUGGAGGGAGGGAUCCAAGCUUGGACUAUGGCUUCAAGGGCGCUGAAAUUGCCAUGGCUUCAUACUGUUCGGAACUCCAGUUCUUGGCAAAUCCUGUAACGAACCAUGUCCAAAGUGCCGAGCAGCACAAUCAAGAUGUAAACUCGUUGGGUCUGAUCUCUUCGAGAAAAACAAUUGAGGCUUUGGAUAUCCUGAAGCUCAUGUCGUCCACCUACCUGAUUGCACUGUGCCAGGCCAUUGAUUUGAGGCACUUGGAAGAGAACCUGAGACUUGCAGUCAAGAAUACUGUCAGCCAAGUGGCUAAGAGAACUCUAACAAUGGGUGUCAAUGGGGAGCUUCAUCCAUCAAGAUUCUGCGAGAAGGAUUUGCUCCGUGUAGUGGACCGCGAAUACGUUUUUGCAUACAUUGAUGAUCCUUGCAGCGCAACCUACCCGUUGAUGCAGAAACUGAGGCAAGUCUUGGUGGAUCAUGCACUGAAAAACGGUGACGGUGAGAAGAGCUUGAGCACGUCAAUAUUCCAAAAGAUUGAAGCUUUUGAGGACGAACUCAAGGCCCUCUUGCCUAAAGAAGUUGAGAGUGCAAGAAUCGCCCUGGAGAGUGGAAAUCCAGCAAUCGCUAACCGUAUCACAGAAUGCAGAUCGUACCCAUUGUACAAGUUCAUUAGAGAGGAACUGGGGACCAACUUCUUGACAGGAGAAAAGGUGACGUCUCCGGGCGAGGAGUGCGACAAGGUGUUCACAGCAUUGAGCAAGGGGCUAAUUGUUGAUCCAUUGUUGAAAUGCCUUGAUGGUUGGAACGGUGCACCACUUCCAAUCUGUUAGUUCAACAACUAUUUAUGUUUUUCAUUUGUGUUUAUGGUACUUAAGGCCUUUGUUGUAUGUUAUCUUCCUUGAUGUAAUAUUGCUGCUUUCCCAUCCAUCCAAGGUGAAAUAAUAUGUAGAGAUUGCUGAAA